Molecule: messenger RNA, 2063 nt
Organism: Notothenia coriiceps (black rockcod)
Lineage: Eukaryota; Metazoa; Chordata; Actinopteri; Perciformes; Nototheniidae
Product: vacuolar protein sorting-associated protein vps5-like
Exons: 10
Coding region: 12-2063 (683 amino acids)
Biological process (GO): intracellular protein transport; early endosome to Golgi transport
Cellular component (GO): endosome; endosome membrane
Molecular function (GO): phosphatidylinositol binding
Source: RefSeq, a predicted model, not a curated record
AAGAUUUGAAGAUGGCGACCAGCUCGGAGCGUAGUCCUCCUCCGUUUCCCGACUCCGAGGACCAAGAUGUGCUGGAAACCGAAGAAGUUGGAGGCCGAGACAGUGAUGAAGACGACGGGGACGAUCUCUUCAUGAGCACAAGCAACCCUCCACUGGCUGGUAUGGACAGCAUACUGUCUCCUACCAUUGAACCCAGUAAUGUUUUAACGAAACCUCCCGUUGACCUCAUGGAUGGCCCCUUAUUCGAGCCCGUCAGCAUCCAAACAGCAAACACACCAUUCAGCAAAGUCAUGAGCGAACCCUCGGAUGAUUUUGUCGACCUAACUAACAACAUCACCGACUCUCCGGAUGAAGAAGACACAGCUGAGAGUCCCGUUGCAGAUGCAGAAGAGGACAAAACUGAAAUCCCUUUAGACGAGCCCGCGGAGGAAUUUGAAGACAUAUUUGGAAGUGAAACCGAAGCCCCGCAAGAGGAAGUUGUAGAAGCAGAUGUUACUGUUGAAGAAACGCCAACGGAUAAGCUUGAAGAGGCCAGUAGUGUUACAGUUCCAUAUGUUGACGGGAAAACAGGAAGUGAUGAGGAAGGGGAAGCAAUAGAAACUUCCACUGUACCAAUUAUCAACCUCGGUGCUGAUUUGCCAGCCGUUGAAACAGAACAACCGCCACCUGCCAGCCAAGCAUUCGUUGACCCUUUGGAAGACCUUCUCAGUGAUGUUUCGCCCGCCGCAGAAACACAACAGCCACCGCCUGCCAGCGUCACAUUUGCUGACCCUUUGGUUGAUGUCAUCAUUGAUGAUUCCCCAACCACUGAAACACAACAGCCACCGCCUGCCAGCCAAACGUUCAGUGACCCCUUGGUUGACCUCCUUAGUGCUGCUGCGUCUGCUGCCGAAGCCAAAAUAGCCACACCGGCAACAGUCGAUCUUUUCGACGAGGAGGGGAGCGACUUUUUCACAGAAGCACGGCAGACCAAACCUGCCAAGCAGCAGAAGAGCCUCUUCGGAGAAGCGGACGAGGAUCUGUUCGGUGAGCCGCUGGGUGCCACCUCAAAGAAAGCUGUGAGCACGGAGCCGAAGGACAAACCCGUCAAAACCAAAGCUGCUUCCACUGAUGUUAGCAACAUGGGGGGGCCUCUGCAGGACAGCACUCCUGCAGAACCUGCUGAUCUCUUCAGUGAGGAAGCCGUCGCCACCGUGCCCAUCGCCAAAAACACCAGCGCCGCCAGCUCCAAGACCAAUGGAGUCCACUCUGAAGAGGAGAUGGAUAUAUUUGCAGAAGCCACAGUGGAGCUUUCCCUCGACAGUCCGCGGGAAGAGAGAAAGAAAGAUGUGACAGUCGCACCGUCUACGUCCGCCGCCCCCCCCCUGUCAGCUGCUGGCAGCCUGGUGAAGCCACAAGCUGCUGCCCUGGAGGAGUUGGAAGAAGAGGAAGAAGAAGAAGAACAGGAAGACAAAUUUGAGAUCCUGGUGUCUGUUAAAGAUCCUGAAAAAGUUGGGGAUGGAAUGAACGCCUACAUGGGCUACAAAGUAACCACACAGACCCAAAUGCCGAUGUUCCGCAACAAGGCGUUCGCCGUGAGGCGACGCUUCAGCGACUUCCUCGGCCUCUACGAGAAGCUUUCUGAAAAACAUGGACCAAAUGGAUUCAUCGUGCCUCCGCCUCCAGAGAAGAGCAUCCUGGGAAUGACAAAGGUGAAGGUGGGAAAGGAUGAUUCUUCCGCAGCAGACUUUGUGGAGAGAAGAAGAGCUGCUCUGGAGAGGUAUCUCCAGAGGGUGGUAAAUCACCCGUCACUCCUCCAGGAUCCUGAUGUCAGAGAGUUUCUGGAGAGAGAUGAGUUGCCCAGAGCAACGAGCACCCAGGCUCUGAGUGGCGCCGGCUUCCUGAAAAUGAUCAACAAAGCAACAGAUGCUGUCAGUAAAAUGACCAUCAAGAUGAAUGAGUCAGACGUGUGGUUUGAGGAGAAGCUGCAGGAGGUGGAGUCUUCAGAUCAGCACUUCAGGAAGCUCCACGUGCUGGUGGAGUCUCUGGUGGUCCACAGGAAAGGUCAGCCAAUCAAACACUGA